CUAGGUGAUUUUCCACCCAUUCUAUGGACGUUUGACGCACAUUCUUUAUGGCAUCUCGGAACCGUACCAUUGGCUUAUUCCUGGUACAGGUGGGGGUAGCAGCAUGUAUUCUCUUCCUCCCCUUUCUUGUUACUUGUUUUCGUGUAUGAUAAGAGACGACUUGAGACGUGUCAGGUCCUUCCCCACACUACUCCAGUGAGUACACACAAGAAAAUCAAAACGAAGUUGAGGCUUGUUUGCGUGGAGAAAUUGCGCAUGCCCACUUAGAAACUCUAGGGAGAAUGAGGACAAGCUUUAGGUGCAGUGUUUUCUGGGUUCGUUUGCAAUUGGUUGGCGUUAGUUAUGAUUGGCCGAUGGUAUUCAAGGCGAUCCAUAAAUAACGCUUGUCCACCCAGACGAUCAGAUCCCAGAAAUCGCCUCGCCGAAAGCUUGUACCUAUUUCUUUUAUAGUUUCUGAACGGGAAAUUUCAUGCUAAUCCGCUGUCUUUUGUUAACCCAAGCCCCCAGCUGAAUACGGGAAUGCAGGUGUACUCUUACCCACCGUAAAAAGAUUGAAAAUUUGACGUUUCUGAUAAAUUAAUUUUGUACCUCAGUUCGUAUAAACCAAACUUAGUCGACGGUCUAGCCGCCAAGUCUUUUCCGUACGUCAGCAGUCGGUGACUUAUCAUCACACUUUCGAGACAUUACAUACAUUGAUUCAUCUUUAUCAGUCUUUGAAAUAUCUUACUUUUUCAGCUUUCUGGCAGACGAUGCAAGGCAGGAACUUUCCAUGAAGGGAAAAUCUUGGAAGUUCUCCUGA
Messenger RNA from Porites evermanni, 799 nucleotides. The record is from the annotation of a GenBank genome assembly. NCBI's taxonomy places the organism in Eukaryota, Metazoa, Cnidaria, Anthozoa, Scleractinia, Poritidae.